This is a messenger RNA of Dunckerocampus dactyliophorus (ringed pipefish), 1533 nucleotides long. RefSeq names its product transmembrane protein 179Ba (gene tmem179ba). The record is from RefSeq and is a predicted model, not a curated record. Bases 119 to 820 code for a protein of 233 amino acids. NCBI's taxonomy places the organism in Eukaryota, Metazoa, Chordata, Actinopteri, Syngnathiformes, Syngnathidae. The transcript has 5 exons.
AGGGCAUACUACGGAAGUGGUUAAGGAGUUGACAGUCCUAUUGAAUUCUAGCGUCCUUGAUUGAGGCUGCCUUCAAGCUGAUCUACGCUCAGAAGAGGGGAAGUUGACGACUGGUUGAAUGGCGCUUACCGGACUGCUGCUGCUGGAGUUGGCUCUUUACGCCAGCUGCUUCGUUUGCGGAAUCAUCACCGCUGUGUGCCUCACAAUAGUCCAGGGUAAUUUUGGAGGAUUGUGCAUGCUGUAUGGACUGGUCAGCUACAACACAACAGCGGAGGCCAUCGGGGUGCAGGUGUCCAGCUCGGCGUCCCUGUGCUACUUUGUGUCGGCCAUUUCUGUCAUAGUGGCCGUGGUGUGCUUCUCGCUGUCCAUUUACUGGCUCUACUCGUUCUGCAUCGACAGAGACAUCAGGAGGGAGCGCAUGUGGAUGAAUUUGACUCUGGUCAUGUGCGGCAUCUUCCUCUUCUUCCUGCUCAUCACGGGCUGCAUGCUCAAGAUCGGACGUGAUACACUUUGUGACUCGCUGACGCACACCGUUCCCCAAAUCACCAGCUGUGAGGAGACCCAGAUGAGGAAAUGGGUCAGUCCGCUGAGAGGGGAAAGGUUCUACAACAGUCUACAAAAAGCAGAGACAGCCGUGUGGGUCAACUUUUUCUUCUGGCUCAUCAUUGGCGUGCUGGUCCUGGUUCAGAGGCGCCACAACGCGGGUGCAAAGUCUUUUGCGGGAGGCUUAGGCGGGUCGGCCGGCGGCCUUUUCAGUGACCCGGGGGUGACUGCUGCUGAGACAGAACCCUUUUUCAACCGUCCUGCGAGGCCACAGUGAGGAAGCACGUAAAAGAAGCAAUGCUCAAAAAGCAGCCUGCACUGAGUGAUACAUUUGCAAAUGCUUUACUAAAGAAUCACAUGCACUGCUUUGAAUAUAUUUACAUAACACCAUUUUUGUCAAUAUAAUGUAUUUAUCAUCACGUAUAUCUUCAUUUGUAUUUAUGAAUUCACUCAAGACACAUCGAUUAUCUGACUACACCCACACCAGCAUGAUUUGAUACUACAGUAGUUUGAAGCGCUGCUUAUAAAAGAACACUUGAUCAAAGUGUUGAACUGUUGAACUCUGUCGCCCUCUGUUGGUGAAAAUUGCAUAAAGUUCUUGUUGGUAUGGUGCGAAUGUUUGUUGCAAAUGUAGCAGCUUAAGUUUGUUUUACUCAUGCGGUUGUUAGCAUUUUAAACAGCUUAAUGCACACAUUUUGUAUGUCUGAACUUAAAAGGGGACCUGUUGUGCUUUUUUCUGACCUAUUAAUGUGGUUACAAUGUUGUAUUCCCGUGUUAAAUGAUGCCAACGCGUCAGAUAAUGAGGUUUGUGCAUUUGGAAGUGAGACCUGAAAGCAGUUUUGGAUGGCUCCGCACGCUGUGUAUUACAGAGUUUUUUGUUUUUACACCGAGUGCCCCUGACGUCAACGAAACCAUUUGUUCCUUAUAUGGGCGUGGGAUUUUCCCUAUAAUGAAAGCCGGUAAUAAACAUAAUGCUGUAUAUAGGCCUAA